Apis mellifera (honey bee) is the source of this 871-nucleotide messenger RNA. RefSeq names its product short transient receptor potential channel 6-like. Gene Ontology annotation, cellular component: membrane; glycosylphosphatidylinositol-N-acetylglucosaminyltransferase (GPI-GnT) complex. Gene Ontology annotation, molecular function: calcium channel activity. The transcript has 5 exons. NCBI's taxonomy places the organism in Eukaryota, Metazoa, Arthropoda, Insecta, Hymenoptera, Apidae. Bases 220 to 741 code for a protein of 173 amino acids. The record is from RefSeq and is a predicted model, not a curated record. Gene Ontology annotation, biological process: calcium ion transmembrane transport; GPI anchor biosynthetic process.
GUCCUUUUACCUUUUCUUGCAUCGAUUCGACAACAAUUAUCGUUUCGACCAUGUUUUAGAGAAGACUACCAAGGAAAUGAUAUUGUAUAGCAACAAUGUAUAGGAAUUUGAUAUAUCUUCAAUGUGAAAGUGAAUCCCAUUGAUAUUACGGAAAAUCUUUUCUUCGCUAUUUUCGGCCAAAAGGAUACGGAUGAUUUUACAAUAUCGUUAAAAAGAAAGAUGCAACCGAAUUGGACGAUAUAUUUUUUUAAGAUAUCCUUUUCUCUCUAUAUGUUGGUUAGUGUAAUUGUGCUGAUCAAUUUGUUAAUUGCCAUGAUGACUGACACAUAUCAAAGUAUUCAAUCUCAAAGCGAUAUCGAAUGGAAAUAUGGACUCAGUAAACUUAUUCGUAAAAUGCAAAAAACGCGUACAGCACCUUCGCCCUUGAAUCUCAUUACUUCUUGGAUUCCAUAUAUUGGAAAAACAUGUAAACAUCGAGGUCGCGUACGUAAAACUGGUGUCAUGCACUUAUUUACAGGACAUUCGUUUAUUCAGGACAAUGGAACAUUAACUCAACAACAUGAUACCAUUAAUUUUGAAUUACUUCGAUCGAGUCCAUUGGAAAGUCAAUUAUCAUUAAAAGAUUCAAUAAGAAUUGAAAAUAUUGUUGAAUGGAAUCUUGUAAGACGAAAAUACAGAUUACGAUUUGGCAAUGAAAUCGAAAAACCAUUUACAGAAGAUUCAUCUAUGAUUAACUAUUGAAUAAUAUUAUAUAUAAUUUAUUGGUACUUAUAAAAUCGCCAUUUUCUCAUGAAUGAAAUCUUUAUAUUUUCUAUUUGAUAUCUCUUUUAUCUUGCUAAUUUAUAAUAAAUUUUAAACAUAAAGAAAUAUG